AUGCAGGCUAAUUUUGACCCUAGCUCUCAGGGCUCUUUUUCCCCCUUUCUCUGGAAGACCUCUAGCCUAGAUGGCGAUGAGGCUUAUGGCAAGAAGGUAGAGGCCCUAGGGGAUAACCCCCAGCUACAGCAGCUGCAGGCCGGCGAGCUAGGCUUCUAUAGCCUUAGAAGCUCUCCCUUUGUGGCCCUGAGAGGUAGCCAGGCUGAUAGCCCUAGGCUGCAUAUGGGGCUUGCAGCAGGCUCUUGGAAUUCAGCUAGGCUUAGCCGGGUCCUUAAGCGCUGGGGCAAGUUGGCUGGCAUUGAGUCUCUUACUAUUAGUAGCUGGCGGCAUAUAGCUAUUGCCCUAGGCCGCCGCUAUAUCCGGGAUGCAGCUAUUACUAGCCAGGGGCUAUAUAGCGAAGUCGACCACGGAGAUAGUGAAAGCAGCUCUGAUGAAGAGGGCCCUGGAGAAAGAGAUACUAUUCUCCAUAGGCAGACCGGCCAUAGCAGUAUGACUUCCAACCUAGUCUACGGCCGGCAGCUUACAGAAGCCCAUUUUGAGACCUAUCAGCGCAGGCAAAGCUUCCGGCUUCUUAGUGAAGAGUGGCACUUCUUGCUUGGUUUCCCCUCUGCCCCUGGCUUCUCAAGGGCAACUAUCCCCUCGGGCUCAAAGAGAGGCCUAGCUGCCGUUGACCUUGAGCAUUUCCAGGAGCUUCAAGUAGCCCGCUGGAAGCAGCUACGCAAGGUUAACCUUGACCUUGAGCUGCAGAGGCUGCUCGGCUCUAACGCCACCUUCCGGCAAGGCCAGAAGCCGAUUCUAGAGGCCAUCAUGACUGAAGAGCGUGAAUUCCUAGGCCUAGUUUACACCAAGGCCAAAGAUGCCACUAUCUUCCGGGCUCCCACAACCCGGCCUAAUAUCAGCUACAGGGUAGUUGAUUUCCCUCUGCUUCCCAAAGAGGGCUAUCUGCAGUCUGCUGAGAAUGCCCUGAGGCAGCUGCUUGAUAGCAAGCUUACCCUAUACCCUCGCCCAGCCAAAGCUAUAGUCUAUUGCAAGACUAUAGCUAUAACUGAAGCCCUAGCCCAGGCUCUAGGGUGUGAUGCCUACUAUAACGAGGUUGAUACUCGCGAUGGCAAGGCAGAACGCCUGCAGGCCUGGAUGGAAGGGUCUCGGGAGACCCUCUAUGGCAAUGGCAGGGUUAUAGUUGCAACUAAUGCUCUUGGCCUCGGUAUUGAUAUCCCCUAA
This is a messenger RNA of Fusarium keratoplasticum, 1221 nucleotides long. RefSeq lists its product as uncharacterized. The transcript has 2 exons. NCBI's taxonomy places the organism in Eukaryota, Fungi, Ascomycota, Sordariomycetes, Hypocreales, Nectriaceae. Gene Ontology annotation, molecular function: four-way junction helicase activity; 3'-5' DNA helicase activity. Gene Ontology annotation, biological process: double-strand break repair via homologous recombination. The coding region runs from base 1 to 1221 and encodes 406 amino acids. Gene Ontology annotation, cellular component: chromosome; cytoplasm. The record is from RefSeq and is a predicted model, not a curated record.